This is a messenger RNA of Protobothrops mucrosquamatus (brown spotted pit viper), 1542 nucleotides long. It is a transcript of the gene CCNE1, whose product is annotated as cyclin E1. Gene Ontology annotation, cellular component: centrosome; nucleus; cyclin E1-CDK2 complex. Gene Ontology annotation, molecular function: cyclin-dependent protein serine/threonine kinase regulator activity. The coding region runs from base 1 to 1224 and encodes 407 amino acids. The transcript is spliced from 10 exons. The record is from RefSeq and is a predicted model, not a curated record. Gene Ontology annotation, biological process: G1/S transition of mitotic cell cycle; regulation of cyclin-dependent protein serine/threonine kinase activity. NCBI's taxonomy places the organism in Eukaryota, Metazoa, Chordata, Lepidosauria, Squamata, Viperidae.
AUGUUGGAAAUUUCGCGAGGUACCGUUACCUGGAUCCAUAAACGUUCUGGCGGAGGAUGGUGUAUGGAGGGAAGCUGGUCAGGCGAGGGUGUCUCUCCCGGAGGAAUCCCACGGUUUUUGCAAGAUCCAGAUGAAGAUACUUCCAGUAUAAAUACAACCAGCAGAAAAUCAAAUGAAAGUCAGUCAAAUUAUGCUCCGUGUCCUUAUUCACACUUGCUGAUCCCUACACCAGAGAAAGAUGAAGAACUUGAGAAUGCAAACUUUGCAAAUUCUAAACAUCAAAAGCUUGUUUCGGCUAGGGAGACACCGUUGCCUGUUUUGGGUUGGGCGAAUAGAGAUGAAGUAUGGCAAAAUAUGCUCAGUAAGGAACAGAAGUACGCAAGAGAUAAACUUUAUAUGGAAAAGCAUCCGCUCUUGGAACCUAAAAUGCGAGUAAUUCUCCUAGAUUGGCUAAUGGAGGUUUGUGAGGUCCACAGACUUCAAAGAGAGACAUUUUAUUUAGCUCAGGAUUUCAUCGAUCGCUUCAUGGCAACACAAAAGAACAUUGUAAAGACCCUCCUCCAGCUGAUUGGGAUAUCGUCGUUAUUUAUAGCUGCUAAACUUGAGGAGAUCUACCCACCGAAGCUUCACCAGUUUGCCUAUGUUACUGAUGGUGCUUGCACACAAGAAGAAAUUAUUAGCAUGGAACUCAUUAUUAUGAAGGCGCUCAAUUGGAAUCUGAGUCCCCUGACAAUCGUGUCUUGGCUAAACAUAUACAUGCAGGUUGCAUAUCUAAGCGAGAUCUGUGAGAUGCUGCUGCCACAAUAUUCUCAAGAGAUAUUCGUGCAAGUAGCAGAGCUUUUGGAUCUGUGCGUCCUCGAUGUGGGCUGUUUGGAAUACACGUACGGUGUCCUGGCGGCUUCGGCGUUGUAUCACUUCUCCUCUCGCGACUUGAUGCAGCGGGUUUCGGGAUACCAACUGAGCGACAUAGAGAAGUGUGUGAAAUGGAUGGUCCCCUUUGCGAUGGCCAUCAAGGAGGUGGGGAGUUCAAUGCUGAAGAAGUUCAGAGGAGUCCCCACCGAAGCGUUGCACAAUAUACAAACGCACAUAAACACUUUUGGCUUGCUGAACAAAGCUCAAACAAAACAAGCUAUGUUAGCUGAGAAGAACAUGUGUUCUCCUUUGCCCACGGGUGUUCUCACCCCACCUCAGAGUAGUAAAAAACUCCCACGGACCUCGAAAUAGCUAAAGCUACGGAAGCUGCUCGUUCUCCUGAUCACCGGCUUUUUUAAAAAAAAACACAACUCCCUCGCCCUAUAUUUUUAUUUUCAGGAUUCUGCAUUUUUGCGUGAGGCUGCCAGUGAGUCCCGAUGAAUGCUAGAAUGGAGGGGGAAAUUCCUUUAUGUGUUUUUAUGGAAGAAACCGACUGGUUCUGAAAACUGGUUUUUCUUUUCCUUUUUAAUGGAAUGUCUGUUUUUAAAGGAACUCUUUGAAUAUACCAGCCACCUCAAACAGGGAUGUGCUUGGAUUGCUGCUAAGGAAAGAGUUAUUUGAUGUGCUGAU